This is a messenger RNA of Didymella exigua CBS 183.55, 4019 nucleotides long. RefSeq lists its product as uncharacterized. Gene Ontology annotation, biological process: protein localization to plasma membrane. Lineage: Eukaryota; Fungi; Ascomycota; Dothideomycetes; Pleosporales; Didymellaceae. The transcript is spliced from 2 exons. The coding region runs from base 418 to 3930 and encodes 1170 amino acids. Gene Ontology annotation, cellular component: plasma membrane. The record is from RefSeq and is a predicted model, not a curated record.
GUCAAUUGCACGUCCUGUCCACGAGCUGAGACGACCUGACGCUGUUUCCGCCCGUCUCCUGUGUGGCUUGUGCUCGUCAUCGCUUGGGCAGCAACCUUUGCCUUAGCAGCCAUUUCCGGCAGACGCUCGUCCGCCGCGUCUGACAUGGAUCCCUCCCGUGUCCUCGCUCUCGUAUACAUACUAACGUAGUGCUUCGUUACCUCCCACCCCGAUUCCUGCGCCUCCGGCUGCCCGCAUGUCGCGCACUUCACUCGCAUUAAUUACUGGCCAUCCAUUAACCCCCCACCACCCUCGCCGCCACCGAGCCCAGUCCUCGGCGCACCAUCCGCUCGUUCGCGCCUCGCCCCGCGCACCCCCGAGUCCACGCACGCCUAAUCAGACCAACGUCGCCCUCGCACACGCGCACGAGUCUUCCCAAUGAACGCAGCCCGCCAAGCCUGCCGGCCCAAGCACCAGAUCCUCGUCCUGAAAUGCUACCCCAAAUACAACAAGACGCAGACGGAUGUUCGCGCCAACAGCUCUGAGCUCUCCUACCUCCUCUACUACGCCAGCACGCGGCGCUCUAAGCUCUCAAAAGUUACUGACUUCCUCGACAAGCGCGCCACCAGCGAUGUCUGGAAGGGCCGCACCGGCAACGUGCAGGUCACGCUGCAGAUCGUGACGGCGCUGAUCGAGAAGACGCCGCGCGAUCUGAGCUUGUACAGCCGCGCCGUGCUGCGCAUCCUCAAGACGAUCCUCGAAAAGGGCCAUGUGGACAUGUGCGAGGAGACGAUUGCCGUCUGGGAGGCGCUGUGUCGCCACCAGGAGCCUGCGAGCUUAGCCGCCGACCGCGAGUAUGCUUCUCUCUACGGGGAGAUUGUGACUCUGUACGCGCGGUUUGCGGCCAAGGACGAGACGAGUGCUGUGGGCCAGAGCCAGAGCUGGCCGGUGCAGCUCCGCUUUCGCAGACUGGGCCUGCAGGCGCUCAAGGCCGUGGCGCAGAGUGAGAGCCUGGGGAGCGAGACGGGGAGGCAGCUGGACGUUAUUAUUCCCGUCAUUCUGGGGAACUUGUUUGCGGAGAGCGGCCUGUAUCUUGCGCGCUUGGAGAUGAGGGAAAAGGACAGUGAGGCGCACGACAAGGAGCUGGCGCUGAGUCGGAGAAAGAGCGUGUCCACCGCUGCGAGGACGAGCACGAACGAGAAAGAGGAGGACGGUGAUCCGGCCGCGGCGAGCGGGACGACUGAGGACGCAGACAAGCUGGCCGAAGAGAAGGUCGGUGUGCUCGCGUUGCAGGCGCUGCGCAACAUCUUCCAGGGCGGCAAUCGUGGACAGAUGCGGCUUGCGACGUCGGCCGUCCUCAAGUUCAUCGGCGUGCACGUCAAGAGGCCGCACGCGCCGGGCGAGAGCUGGCCAACAAAGCUGAUGGCCGUCGUCUGUGCGUGGGCGCCGGUACAGGAUCGUUACGCGAUUCUGGUCGCAGUCGUCGAGGCUCUCGUCCAUAGCCCCAUCGUGGAAGAAGAUGUCGAUCGCCAGUUGGUGCUCGCCACCAUUGUCGACCAUCUCCUCAGCUCCACCAUCAACUUCAUUGGACUCAGCGUCAUGGACGUGCUGGUAGGGCUCAUAUCCCACACAUUGCUACUCCUCCAGCUCGGCGGGCCUGGAUCGAGUAUAGUGCCGCACCGCCAGCAGACGACGUCGGUUCUGUCAGAGAAGAACCUGGACGGACAGGCUUCGACUAGCAACGUAGGCGUGGUCAUGGAGGUUGUCAAAGAGCCUUCGCAGUCGAGAGUGCAACUGCUUGACACUGUACGCAGGUGCAUGGCUGACCUAGCUACGCAUGUUUACUACACUGACCAGAUCUCGGACAUGGUGGAAGCCCUCCUCAAACGACUCAAACCCUCCGCAGCGUCUACCACGACUGCAGAAGCUAUCGCGAACCCCGAGGAGGCUAUCGAUGCAGUCGCGGCAUCAGGCAGUCUGCAGGAGAAGACGCACGUCGACCGAUUCUUCUCAUUCGAAACCGCGCGCAUAACAGCGCUCGAGGCCGUCAAAGCCAUAAUCAAGACCGCAAACGCACGCCGACCAGAUGGAUCCUCGGCAUCUGUAGCACGCAGUAGGAUUGGCGUGAGCGUGUGGGAGGGCACGCAGUGGCUUCUGCGGGAUCCUAGUGGGACUGUCAGGAAAGCCUACGUAGACGCCCUGAUCACGUGGCUCAAUAUGGAGAAGACAAAGCAGGAUCUGAGGAUUGUGGACAACUACCGCAGGAAAGACAGCGACCACGACAAGGGUGGACGGGCUAGGCGGGCGCUAUCGAGUGCGUCGCAGCGGGAGAAUUCGCCUCGGCCGGGGAGACACAGCUUUCUGCCACUCCUGCACUUGGCUGUGUAUGAAAAUGCGCUGCAGUUCGUGGAUUCAGAGGCCGACUACCUGCUUCUGCAUCUACUCCUGGCCACGUUGGUUGAGCGCCUCGGAGCCAAUGCUGCACGAAGUGGAUUACCGAUGAUUAUCAGACUGCAGGAAGACAUCGCUACGGUUGAACAGCCAGCUGCGAAGGUUCGGAUAGGCAGUCUCGUGCACGGGUAUCUGUGGGCUCUGAGCAUCACAUUCGACUUCGAGACAUCGGCCAUUGGCCGCGCAGUACACAACGAGGUCUCUCGGCGCAACAAUCACGGCCUUUGGCUCAGAAGCAUCCGCGUCCCACCCACGCCCGUCGACCGCAUCGACACUCCGCACCCCAGUCGCUUAGAGCUGCCGGCUUCUGUUGUGCAAUCCGAGUCGCUGAUACCUUUCGACAACCGCGACGCCCUUGUUGAUAAGAUCUCGGAAGGCUACUCUGCCUCGCUGUACUCGCCUCCGUCCUCACCACCCGGCUCACCCCACCGCUCCAUGUCUGCGUCCUCCUACUCAGGCCUGCCUGUAAUCCACCAGCCCCCAGCUAUCGAAACAAACAACAUUCUCUCUGCACCCACCAUUCCUUUCAAGGUGCGCGAGGACCUCCUCGCCGACUGGACGCGCGAGCAGUGCCUCGCAGGCAACACCAAAGGCUCGUCCAGCGCCUCUAUAUCUGGCAGCAGGAGCGGCACCAGCUACACACGCAACCGCGCGAAUUACCUCGGCGUCCGUAUUCCCAACGGCGACCUCGACAGCAGCGGCAACUCGCCCACCCAUAGUCCGCGGCGCGCACAUUCACGGCCCCCAAGCCUGGCAUACGGCCUCGUAGGCCGCCUCUCGUCGCCCCAGCGCCGUAGAAGUCCAAGCGAACAGAGAGCAUUCUCCAACGGCCACGACUCGCCGCGCAGCCGCUCCAGUCUCCGCAGCACCGUCCGCGUCGACGAUCUCAAGCGCGCACUCAGCGGCUCCGGCACCGCACCGCGCACAAGCUACUCCAUGCGCCCCCCGACCCACCGCGAUGACGACGAGGAAACAGACUCCCUCGUCAGCGCCCACUCGCUCAGCGACGCGAGCUUCACCACCACGCACGAGGCGCUGGCCCGGGAACGACAGGCCAGCGCGGCAGCGGCCGAGGACCCAGGCACCCCCGCCGCAACCCUCACGCCCAGACCUCUGCCGGCCACGGCCACGGCCGAUGGAGGUCAGUACUUCACCACUCUCGGGCGCGACGUCAUUCCGCCCGUGCCCGCCAUCCCCGCAGAUUUCCACGCGCAGACGCAAGGGCCCUACACUCCAUCUACCAGCGCGCCGUCGCGGGACUCGUCACACAUCGACUUUGCGUCUGCGGCGAACGGGCCGGCGAACGGUGCGAGUCACGCGGGUGUGUACGCGCUGAGUAAUGGCGGCACAAGUAAGAGCGUGAAGAGCGGUGUCAGUCGGGGGCGCAGCGGGAAUCGCCAGCACAGGGGUAGCGAGGCGACAAAAGCGGGUGUUGUGGAUGUGGAUAGUUUGCUGGGGAGUAGUCUCGGUGGUGAGGGGUUGGGGAGGGCGCCUUAUUAAUAGUUGGGAAAUGGACUGCUGGGGGCAGUGGGGAGUGACAGGUAAUCCGCUGUAGGUAUCGCUAUGCUCGUAUCGUAUCUGGUCAUGCU